UGCAUGUGUUCAUUGUUUAGAUCUCGCAACGCUGCUGUCAAACAAAACCCUGUGACAGAACAACUCGCGCACCCACGCGCAAGAAGCAAAUCCCGAGCAUCGCGCUUGAAUGGCAUAGCUGAGCAUUUGAGACAAGCAAACGAGUUAGUCAUACAAAGGCAUGGACAUUCAAAUAAAAUAAUAUUCCCCUUAUCGCCUUAUGUGCAACAAAGGGACCUUACCGGGCGGUUGUACAGCCAAAUGUUAGCUGAAGUAGGCAGCUCCAAUUAGCAAGAUGGCUUCGUUAUGAUGGAGGUGAAGAUCACGCUGGAAUCCAAGGUAGCGGCGUCCAACCUGCUGCGGUCGCUCCACUCCCAGUAUCAGCUGGGGCACCUGUGUGACGUCACAGUGCAGGCUGGGCGGGAAGAUCGCGAAGGCAGCUUCCACGCGCACAGAGCAGUCCUGGCCGCGUGCAGCGCCUAUUUCCAGAAAGUGUUCAUCGGCCAGGGGCCGGUAGGAGCGCAGCAGCCUGCCGUCCUCCUGCGGGAUGUCAGCUCGGAGGACUUUGCCGCCUUCACGGAGUUCGCCUACACAGCCAGCGUAAAGGUCACACGGGCACAGCUGCCAAGGCUGCUACAGGUGGCCAUCAGGCUGGAAUGCAGGGACCUGGAGGAAGUGUGCAGGGUUACCGGGGUUACGCCAACCCCAGAGACCCCUCCCGAGCCCACUGACUGCAGUUCGAUAGGCGUAGCUCCUCCAGAGGGACAAAUCUCAAACCUGGAACCUGGGAAAUGUGAAACUCUGGAAAGCAAUGGCGGUAUCACUUCCCCGAAUCAUGCGUCCGAGGGCGAAUCAGCGGCCAAUCAAGACAGAGCAGGCGCCGACGCCACUGUUGCUCUGGCGACCAAGGUGGUGAUCAGGAGGAUGCGAUGCCCGGAGAUGGAGGGAGGGGGCGGGGCAGAGGGAGGGGGCGGGGCCCAGGAGGAGGUGUUCCGAUGCGAGGAGUGCGCGGGGGCGGAGUUCGGCUCGCUGAGGCUCUUCCAGGCGCACGCCCGGCGGGCGCACGGGGCGCGGCUGCUGGUGAAGUACGCCUGCGACCUCUGCCCCCGGCUGGUGGCGACGCGGCAGAACCUGCGGCAGCACCGCGCGGCCGUCCACACCAGCGAGCGCGCCUUCGCCUGCGCCGUCUGCGCCAAGCGCUUCAAGCGGCCCAAGGACAUCAGCGACCACGCCCGCCGCGUGCACGGCCACAAGACCCCCCAGGAGUGCCCCCGCUGCGGCAAGCUGCUCGCCAGCAAGGCCGGCCUGGCCCUGCACCUGCGCACGCACACGGGCGAGAAGCCCUACCGCUGCGCGGACUGCGGCGCCAGGUUCGCCCAGAAAUCCUCCUACAACACCCACACCAGAAACAUUCAUCUGGGAGCGAAAGGAAGGAAGUCCAGUAGCCCCGCCCCCUGCAGGCGAUCUGGCUCCUCGACUGAUCUGGGAUCAGCGGGAACACCGGCGAGCGGAGGAGAAGAACCGCGAGCGAGGGAGGAGGGCGGCGGACUGGGGAGGGGGCGGGAUCGGCACGCCCCCGCGGACAAGGAAGAUGAUGUCAGAGCAGAGGGGGGCGGGGUGGAGGGGGAGGAGCCGGGGACAGAGACAGCGGUGCAUGCUGGGAAAGGUAAGAUGGAAGAGGGAGCCAGACGAGACAACCGUGAGGACAAGGAGGAAGAGGAGGAGGGGAGAGAGGAAGAGGAGAGGGAGAGAAGGGAAGAGGAGAGAGAGGGAGAGGAAGUGGAGAGGGAGGGGGAGGAAGAGGAGGAGAGCACGGAGUCCGAAAAUAAAGAUGGCGUCUGUAACGUUAGCGUCGGAGGGGUUGCAGCCUGUAGGUCCAGAGACAAGAGCCAGGGAGGGUCAGAGAGCGGGCGGGGCACGGGGCGGGGCAGCGAAGGUAAGCGUGUUCCGGAAGCCUCCGGAGGGGGCGGGGCGCUGCGGUGUGACCGGGGCGAGGGGCGGAUCCCGGCGCGGCGCGCCCUCGCUCGGCGCUGCCGGCAGGCACGCGGGGCGGAGCCGCGGGACAAGCCGUUCCGCUGCGAGACCUGUGGGCGGGGCUUGGGCAGCGCGGGGGCGUGGCGCGAGCACCGGGACUGCGUGCACUCGGACGAGCGGCGCUUCGCCUGCAGCGCCUGCGGCGGGACCUUCAAGCGGCGGCGGGACGCGCGCACGCACUACGCUCGAACGCACGAGGGGCGCGUGGCCCGAGCGCUCUGCAGCGUCUGCGGCAAGAUCCUCAGCUCCCGCUCCGCCCUCCUGUUCCACAUGCGCACGCACACCGGCGAGAAGCCCUACCACUGCGCCAUCUGCAACCAGCGCUUCACACAGCCCUCCCAGCUCAAAACACACACCAGAGGUCACACAGGAGAGAGGCCCUAUAUCUGCGAGGUCUGUGGCGCGAGCUUCGGGGACUCAGGAAAACUCACCACUCACCGGAGAACACACACAGGCCAGCGCUUGUUUCAGUGCGACGUGUGCGAGAAGAGCUUCACCUCCAAAGAGUACCUGAAGCACCACAAGGUGUGCCACCUGGGGGCGCGGCCCUUCCGCUGCGAGCGCUGUGGGAAGAGCUUCGGUCUGCGAUCGUCCUACCUGCAGCACUGCCGGGUCCACUCAGAUACGCGGCCCUUUUUCUGUGAGCUGUGCGGGAAGUCGUUCACCCAGCAGGGGGCGCUGCGGAGGCACCAGAGGAUCCACACGGGAGAGAAGCCCUUCAAGUGCAAAGCGUGCGAGCGCUCCUUCACGGACAUGUCCACCUUACGGAGACACGUGGCGGUUCACGAUAAAAAGGCUGAAUGGAGGACCUAUGUCAUUGACCUCACCAACAAGAAAGAGCACAACUGGUCCAAGAUCAAAGUGUUAGGAAUCGGUUGUGAGGACGGUUGCCAUGAGGAUGCCGUUUCAGGUCUUUCUGCACCAAUCGCCCAAGCGACAGGGCACAAGACCGACCAAUCACAGCGCCUGCUCUGAACUUCAUACAGUCAGGAUGCUCCUGACAAAGGAGGUGGACACAACAGCUCCCUGCAACUGAGAUUCAUCAAUGAAUACAUUUCUUUAACGUGAGAAAUAAAAAAGACAGACUCUGCUAUAGAAGUA
Messenger RNA from Anguilla anguilla (European eel), 3114 nucleotides. Its product is annotated as GDNF-inducible zinc finger protein 1-like. The transcript has 7 exons. Gene Ontology annotation, molecular function: protein binding. The record is from RefSeq and is a predicted model, not a curated record. The coding region runs from base 286 to 2988 and encodes 900 amino acids. Gene Ontology annotation, biological process: negative regulation of transcription by RNA polymerase II; regulation of immune system process; regulation of cytokine production. Lineage: Eukaryota; Metazoa; Chordata; Actinopteri; Anguilliformes; Anguillidae.